AUGUUGUUGGUGGGGCGGUAUCUCAAGUUCGUUGUGCUGGCGCUUCUGGCGGUCGCCUUGGUCGUCCCACUACUUGAGUUGUUCGGGCCUGUCGGCUGGUUGGCCGGGCAGCUCUACCGCCGCCCGACCCUUCUCUCGGACGCCUGCGCCUCCUCCGCUCCAGUCGUGAGCGAAGCCCCCGCCGGCGCCACCCGCUGCACACAAGAGGAAUACCAUGACCCGCCCUUCGUCAAAGUCGACGAGCUGCUUGAUGGCACCACCCACUACAGCCCCCAACGACGACCUGCGACGGGGUGUCCUCCCGUGGCCGCGGGCCGCCUGUGCCGCCUGGAAGACGUGUUCGACGAGAUCUUCGUCAUCUCCCUGCCGCGCGCCACCGACCGGCUGGCCCGCGUCCGCGCCCAGCUGCGCGCUCUGGGCGUGCCCUACACGCUCGUCCACGCCGUCGACGGCCGGCUCAUGGCCAGCUCGGCCGAGCUGGCCAAGAACGUACUGGUCAACCCGGUGGACCAGCACCCGGGCGUGCUCGGUCUCUACCUCACGCACCUGGGCCUCCUGGACUACGUGACCCGGUCGGCGGGCCUCGAGCGGGUGCUCAUUCUCGAAGACGACGUCACCUUCUGCGCCGACUUCCCGCGCGCCUUCGAUGCGCGCAUGCGUCGCAUGCCGAGCGACUGGCGCAUGCUGUGGCUCGGCGCGCUGGUCUUUACGCCCACCUACCAGAAUCCCGAGGCGCUGGACCACUUUGUCGAUGUCGGCUUCGCCCGCCCGACCCAUGUGAUGACUAGCUUUGCGCUGGGCCUGCACCGCGAGGCGGCGGCCUUCGUGGCUGAGAAGAUGCUGGCCUCGCGCGAGGCCAUCGACGAGCAUCCCUACAACGAGGCCCUGCACCUGUGGCCCAACCAGACCUUCAUUGUGUGGCCGCCCGUUGCCAUGACAGACCCCUACUCCGGUUCGACGAUCGGCCAUGGCUGGUGGCCGCCGCCGGCUGUGUGGGCGCACGACAACGGCCUCGACCUGUCCAAUUUCGACCUGGCGCGCGGCUACCACGUCGGUGGCGAGCUGGGCUCCGACCUGCGCUGCGUCGUGGUCGCCGAUGGCCCCACUGCUAUCAGCGAUGAGGACAACUCCGACGACGACGACGACGACGAGGUGGCCACGGAGGCCGAGAACCCAAAGGGCUUCUUUGUGGGCCAGGCGGAGGUGGUCAACAGCUCGGCUGAGUGCUGCGCCAAGUGCUCGCGCGACUUCCCGUGGUGCCGCGCCUGGCGCUGGUACACCCACACCCACAGGUGCGUGCUGGACUCCGGCGCCGAAGCGGCGCGGGUGCCAUCGGCCAAGCGGGCCGUGUCGGGCCGCAUGGUGCAGGAGGACAGCGUGCCGCUCGUGCCCAACGUGGUCCACUUCUUUCCGCCACUCCACGACGCCACCACCACCCCAAGGCUGGACGUGUGGAGCUACCUCUCCGUGCUCAGCGCCGCCAUCAACACCGAGCCCGACCACAUCCGAUGGCACCACCGGUCGAUCGGUGGUAGUGGAUCGAAGCCGGAGGGUCCCUGGUGGGACGAGUGCGCGCUGCCGCUCAUCUCCUCGCUCCACCAGGUGCCUUCGGCCAAGACGAACCUCAACGCUGCGGACAGGGAGGAAGAGAUGCGGCUCGGGGUGCUCAUCGACGAGGGCGGCAUCUUGCUCGACACCGACGCGCUCGUCGUGCGCUCGUUUGCUCCCUUGCGAGCUCGCCAAGCGGUCACGCUCGCCCGCGACGGCCUCGACCGCAAGCUGGCCGGCGUGGGCGUGGUUGUGGCGCCUCGCAAUGGCAGCUUUCUCCAUCGGUGGCUGGCCAAGGUGCGCGAUCAGAGCGCGGAGCAGGACUACCGCGCGGGCGCCGUGGCGCUCCAGCUGGCAGAGCAGCACGCCGACGAGGCCCAACUGCUGUCGCACGCGGCCUUCUAUCCGCGGUCGUCCUCGCCGCACCACCUCAAGGUCGCUUACCAGGCCGACGACUGCGCGUCGGAGCACGAAUCGUUCUCGGUGCACCGCCACAGCAGCGCCGCGUGGGCAUCAUCAUCAGCACCACCAGCACCAGCAACAGGAGGAGGAAAAGAGAGCGCUGCGGGCGAGCUGGAACGGGUGUGGCUGGGCAAGGGAAGUCUGCAUCGGGUGGCGCGGGCCAUCGUGCGCAAGGCGCUGGCCGGCGGGCGGCUGUGUGCGAUGGCAGAGAGGGAGGUGCGGCGGCUCGAGGCCCGUGGCGAGGCGCCCGCUUGUCCACCAGCAAUAGAAAUGAGGUCAUGA
This is a messenger RNA of Acanthamoeba castellanii str. Neff, 2292 nucleotides long. Its product is annotated as LPS glycosyltransferase subfamily protein. The record is from RefSeq and is a predicted model, not a curated record. The coding region runs from base 1 to 2292 and encodes 763 amino acids. The transcript has a single exon. Lineage: Eukaryota; Discosea; Longamoebia; Acanthamoebidae.